CCACUGUCAGGAUGCUCAAUCGUGGCUUUACUUUGGUUGGGCUGGGGGUUAUUCGUGGCUGAAGUGAAUCUGUAUCAGCAGGGGGUUCACCCUGGAACGAUAGGAAGGAACAUUUCCGAGGAUUUUUAUCGUUAAGGAAAACUGGACUGGACUUUUUCGUACUAUUUUGGAAGGCAGGGGCGAGUGCUAAAUGUUGUUAGCUGGUUCAAUCAAACGAACGACACAGUAAUCAAAAGCCGCCACGAACCGAGGAAUGAAAGGAAGACUCAAAGGAUUGUAUCGACUGUAUGAGACUGGUGACAGAACAAGCUUUAUUUCUCAGGAAAGGCCAGAAUUAAAAGCUCAGAAGAUAAAGCAUUUGAAAAUGGUGGCUGACCUCACGGGAACGUGGCAUCCAGUGGUUGUCGAAGGAUAUGAGGAAAUGCUGAAAACUAUAGGGUUCGGUGGCCUGAAGUUAAAGGGAGGUUUGAUAGCUGAUGAGGUGAUCAAACAGACGGAGGCAGAGAUACAAAUAGCCACCGGGGUCACUAUCAUGUUUAUAUUCCUUUCUAAGACUCAAACCAUUAAAAUAAAUGGAACGGUGGACGAAACGGACCCGUUAGGAAAUACUUGGAAGGUGACUGCUAAAUGGGAUGGUGAUGAGCUCGACAUUAUAGCCGAAUGUGCAGACAAGGGCUUCCGAAAUGCUGGUCGGAGAAGUAUAGAAGACGGAGACAUGGUAGUUAAAUAUGUUUUUACUCACCCUAAUGGAACAAUCAAUGCAAUCAGACGGCUUAAGAAGAAAGCAUAGCACCAGGAUGUGUGGACAAAAAGUGCUGAAUAGCCAACUCAAGAACAACGACCAGAUAAAAGUGUGGAUCUGGUGGCCAAACGAUAGAAAGGGCUGGAGGCAAUCUAGAAAGGAACUAAUGGCCAUGAAUAAAACAGUAUGGGAUGUUUUGGGCUUAGUGUAGGGUCUGAGCGAAAAUUGCAUACCCAGUGUUCUAUCUUGCCAUAGAGGAGCGAACUAGAAUCAUGUAGCAAACGAUCAUAUCGGUCGCAGGAGUCUACUCUACUCUAAAGAUACUGUCGUGGAUACUUUGGUAUCUAGAAGAACGGUAUUGCUGCCCAAUGUGGCCGAAUAGUUAUGUUAUUGCGUCAACCUACUUACAGGUAUGGACAACUGGUUGCUGUACAUUGUUAUAUCUUGAUUUUGAGACGCGAGGACGAGCAAAUUAUUUCACAUUGAAUGACUCAAUAACAAAGACAACCUUUUAGUCAUGAAAUAAAUUACUUUGAAAGGA
Molecule: messenger RNA, 1283 nt
Organism: Lineus longissimus
Lineage: Eukaryota; Metazoa; Nemertea; Pilidiophora; Heteronemertea; Lineidae
Exons: 6
Coding region: 254-790 (178 amino acids)
Source: RefSeq, a predicted model, not a curated record